Molecule: messenger RNA, 1563 nt
Organism: Onthophagus taurus
Lineage: Eukaryota; Metazoa; Arthropoda; Insecta; Coleoptera; Scarabaeidae
Product: fructose-1,6-bisphosphatase 1-like
Biological process (GO): gluconeogenesis; fructose metabolic process; sucrose biosynthetic process
Cellular component (GO): cytoplasm; cytosol
Molecular function (GO): fructose 1,6-bisphosphate 1-phosphatase activity
Source: RefSeq, a predicted model, not a curated record
AAGAAAUAUUCAAAAUUUUUGUCAGAUUAUGAUUGAUUUUUUUGAUAAUUUAUAUACAAUUUAAUUUUUUUUAACUAUGGCAGAUGAAGAAGGUGAACAACCAGCUGAAGAUGCACCCCCUACAGAAGAUGCACCACCUACAGAAGAUGCACCACCCACUGAUGAUGCACCACCUAUUGAAGAUGAACCACCAGUUGAAGGUGAACUACCAGUUGAAGGUGAACAAUCAGGUGAAGGAGGUGAGAAAGUUGAAGAUGAUGAAAAUGCAGAAUUAAUCGAAGGAAUUGAAGGAGAUUCAAACACUGCAAUGGCGAAUUGUAUUUGUGAUCAACCAGAUUUGUGGGAUGAUGAUGACGAUGAAGAAGAAGAAGAUGCACCUAAAAAAGUUAUUGAGAAUAUAACAAUGACUCGUUAUUUAUUAAAAAAACAACAAGUUGAUGAUGCAAGUGGUGAACUCACAAGACUUUUAAUCUCGAUUCAAACGGCUGUUAAAUCAGUUAGUCACGCUGUAAGAAAAUCAGGAAUUAGCGAUUUAUUUGGUGCGUAUGGAACAAAAAAUGUCCAAGGAGAAACUGUCAGUAAACUUGAUAAACUAGCAAAUGACACGCUUAUUGAUAUAAUUAAAUCGUCUUUUGCUGUUUGUAUGAUUGUCUCUGAAGAAAAUGAUGAAAUUAUUGAAGUUGAACCAGAACGAAGUGGAAAUUACAUAAUUUGUAUAGAUCCAUUAGAUGGUUCAGCAGGUGUCGAUAGUUUAACCACAGUUGGUUCAAUUUUUGGAGUUUAUCGCAAACAAGACGAUGACCCACCGUCAGAAAAACACGUUCUUCAACCUGGCAAUACUUUAGUAGCGGCUGCUUAUGCACUUUACGCAAGCGGAACCAUGAUAGUUUUAAGCACCGGAAACGGAGUCGAUGCUUUUAUGCUCGAUCCAUCCGUAGGCGAAUUCCUUUUAAUCGAUCAAAACAUGAAAAUUCCCGAUCGCGGUAAAGUUUAUUCAAUAAACGAAGCUUACGAAUUAAAAUGGGAGGACGCAAUAAAAGAAUACAUUCAAACCAAAAAAGAUCCAUCGAAAGGAAACCCUUACGGCGCCCGAUAUGUUGGUUCUAUGGUUGCUGAUGUUCAUCGAACGUUGAAAAACGGAGGGAUUUUUAUGUAUCCAGCUACUACUGAUUAUCCUAAUGGAAAAUUAAGAUUACUUUAUGAGUGUAUUCCGAUGUCUUUUAUCGUUACUCAAGCAGGUGGAUUAGCCAGUAAUGGAGAAAUGGAUAUUUUAGAUAUUGUUCCUAGUGAGAAACAUCAAAGAGUGCCGAUUUUUUUGGGUUCGAAAGGGGAUGUUGCUGAAUUUUUGGAGGUUGUAAGAAAAUAUAAAGGUCCUGAUGAUAAUGUUGAAAAUCCUGAGAAUGCUGAAAAUCCUGAGAAUGCUGAAAAUGCAGAUAAUCCAGAAAAUGCAGAUAAUCCAGAAAAUGCAGAUAAUCCAGAAAAUCCUGAAAAUGCUGAUAAUCCAGAAAAUCCCGAAACCGUUGAUAAUCCAGAAAAUGCUGAAGAAUAAAUAUUUUAAAUCAA